Messenger RNA from Chlorella variabilis, 654 nucleotides. RefSeq lists its product as hypothetical. Bases 1 to 654 code for a protein of 217 amino acids. Gene Ontology annotation, molecular function: hydrolase activity. Gene Ontology annotation, cellular component: extracellular region. The transcript has 8 exons. NCBI's taxonomy places the organism in Eukaryota, Viridiplantae, Chlorophyta, Trebouxiophyceae, Chlorellales, Chlorellaceae. The record is from RefSeq and is a predicted model, not a curated record.
AUGCCGCGCAGCGGUGGAAAGGAGGGCAAGCUGGCUUGCAGCGUGUCCCACGGCCGCUCAGCCUCCUACUACCUGCCGCCCAGGUACCGGGAGCGGCCAGUUCCGGUGGCGGUGCUGCUGCACGACGGCGGCGGUACCGGGCGGGACAUGGUGCAGGCGUUCCGCCAGCUGGCGCAGGCGCAGCGCUUUGCCAUAGUGGCGCCGGAUUCUAAGGUACCGUGGUACUGGUUCCCCAAGUUUGGGGCCGCCGGCGAGGAUCCGGCCCACGUGGUCGCCUGCCUGGCCGAGGCGCUGGCGCUGCCCGGCGUGUCGCUGGACGCGCAGCGCCUGCUGGUGGCCGGGUUCGGAGAAGGCGGCACCUUUGCCCCCUACAUCGCCUUCUCCACCCCCGCCGUCACCGCGCUCGCCAUGCUGCACGCGCCGCUGGAGGAAAACCUGCUGCGCCUGCGCAACAUGCCGCACGUGUGGUACAGCGGCGGCAAGCGGGACGAGCGGCUGGAUUACGUCACCUUCAACUCCUCGGCCGCGCAGCUGAGGCUGUACUGCAACCUGCCCUCCCUCACCAUCAAGCCCCGCGUCGCCUACCCUUCCAAGCACCGCCUGGAGGAGCGGGAGAAGAAGGAGGUGGUGGCCUGGUGGUUGGCGUCUGCAUAA